This is a messenger RNA of Aphidius gifuensis, 3018 nucleotides long. RefSeq names its product fatty acid synthase-like. The transcript has 2 exons. Lineage: Eukaryota; Metazoa; Arthropoda; Insecta; Hymenoptera; Braconidae. Gene Ontology annotation, biological process: fatty acid biosynthetic process. Gene Ontology annotation, molecular function: fatty acid synthase activity. Bases 99 to 2441 code for a protein of 780 amino acids. The record is from RefSeq and is a predicted model, not a curated record.
CAAACAAACUCGGAAUUUCAAAACGUGGUGGGAAACUUAAAUAUCUUGAUAAAUUUGAUGCACAAUUUUUUAGAGCUAGCUCAAAACUUGCCAACUCUAUGGACCCAUCAAGUAGAAUAUUGUUAGAACAAACAUAUGAAGCAAUUGUAGAUGCAGGUAUUAAUCCGAUACAAUUGAAAGGAAGUAAAACUGGUGUUUACAUUGCUUCAAUGUUUAUAGACGGUGAAAAAGCAUUAAUAUCAAGUGAUAAUGAUGACGAACUUGGUUAUGCUGCUAUUGGAUGUAGUAGAGCUCUACAAGCAAACAGAAUAAGCUAUAAUUUUGGAUUUAUUGGUCCAAGUUAUGCAGUUGAUUCUGCUUGCUGUUCAACUCUUGUUGCUUUAGAGCAGGCAAUGAAAGCAAUCAAAAGUGGUGAUUGUGAAUCAGCAAUUGUUGGUGGGCUCAAUCUUUGUUUAAAUCCUCGUUUAACCAAUAAAUUUAAUAAACUACGUGUUUUAUCUGCUGAUGGAAAAUGCAAAACAUUUGACGAUAGAGCAGAUGGAUAUGUUCGAAGUGAGACAGUUGCUGUAUUGUUUCUUCAAAAAUCUGACGUUGCAAAACGUAAAUAUGCUACAGUUGUUAACUGCAAAUCUAACAGUGAUGGAUUCAAAGAUUGCAGUAUCACUUAUCCAUCAUAUACUAUGCAGCAUAGACUUUUCCAUGAACUUUAUAAUGAAUGUGGUGUGUCACCAAACUCUGUUGAUUAUGUCGAAGCACAUGGAACUGGUACAAAAAUUGGUGAUAUGGUAGAAACCAACUCAAUUGAAUCAGUGUUCUGUGUAAGUAGAUCGAAACCUCUAUUGAUUGGUUCAAUUAAAUCAAAUUUAGGUCAUUCUGAGGCAGCUAGUGGAAUGUGUUCAAUUGCUAAAAUUAUCAUUGCCAGUGAAUCGGGAAUAAUUCCUCCGAAUUUAAAUUUUGAAGCACCCGCAAAAGAUAUUAAAGGUAUCAUUGAAGAAAAAAUGAAAGUUGUUACUGAUCCAGAACCAUGGAAUGGUGGAUACAUUGGUAUUAAUUCAUUUGGUGUAGGUGCAACUAAUGCUCAUGUUUUAUUAAAGUCAAAUGACAAACAAAAAAUGAAUGGUGGUGCACCAGCGGAUGAUCUUCCAAGAAUUGUUGUUAUUUCUGGAAGAACAAAUGAAGCUGUUGAAACAUUUUUAACCAGUAUCGAAAAUAAUCCAGUUGACGUUGAAUACAUUAGACUUUUACAUGACAUUCAUGCUCUAGAUAUUCCAAAGCAUAUUUAUCGUGGUUAUUCCAUUCUCAGUAAAAAUAAAAAUUCUAAUUGUUUUCCAAGAGCAAUUGAACAAUAUGUGGCAACAAAACCGCCAAUUUAUUUCAUCUUUUCUGGAAUUGAGUCACAAUGGCCAGCCAUGGGAAUAGCUUUUCUUCGUUUUCCAAUAUUCGCCAAGGCAAUUCAAAUAUGUGACCGUAUUUUGCGCCCAAAAAAUAUUGAUAUUUAUAAUAUUUUAACAAAUCCUGCUGCUGAUGUUUGCAGUGAUAUUAUAAAUUCAAGUGUUGCAAUUACUGCACUGCAAAUUGGUUUGGUUGAUUUGUUGACAUCAUUAAAUAUUGUUCCAGAUUUCAUAAUUGGAAAUUCUAUUGGCGAAUUAGCUUGCGCUUAUGCAGAUGGAUCUUUAACAAUAUGUCAAACAAUAUUGGCUUCUUAUUUUAGAGCUCAUGCAUUGACUCAAAUAAAAUCGAUACCUGCAUCUAUGGCUACUAUUGAAUUAGGCCACACUGAUGUCAAAAAAAUGUGUCCUUCAGAUAUACAAAUUUCUUGUCACAAUAGCUCUAAUAGUACAACUGUUUUAGGACCGAUCGACUCAGUAAAAGCAUUCGUAGCCAAACUAACUGCUAAAAAAAUUCCUGUCAAAGAGAUAAAUUAUAAUAACAUUGCUCAUCACAGUCGCUACGUUGCUCAAGCUUAUCCAUUACUUUUGAAUUAUUACAAAGAGCUUAUUCCUGAAAAAAAAGUUCAUUCUUCAAAGUGGCUCAGCACUUCUGUACCACAAAGCCUAUGGUCUUCAACAAAUCAAUUUUCUUCAGCAGAAUAUCAUGCCAAUAAUUUUGUUAGUCCAAUUUUAUUCGAACAAGUAUUUUCUUUAAUUGAAAAAAAUUCAAUUAUCAUUGAAAUUGUUCCAAGUGAAUUUGUUGAAUCAAUUUUAAAAAAUUCACCUGAUUCAACUAUGUCAAAUAUUGUCUUGGCAAAAAAAAAUCAUCAUGAUAAUGUUAUAACUUUUCUCGAAGGAAUAGGAAAAUUAUUCAUAACUGGUCAUCAACCUAAUGUUGCCAAAUUAUAUCCUGAUAUUGAAUUUCCAGUAUCAAGAGGAACACCAAUGAUUUCACCACUUGUUAAAUGGGAUCAUUCUGAUGACUGGUAUGUCCCAACAUACACAGCAUAAAUAACAAGAGAAAAUAUAUGUGAUACGAUUUGAAAAUCAUUCAUUAUAAAUAUACCUUGGUUUAUGUUGACUAUUAAAAUGAUACAUUUAAUUCAAUUUAUCUUUCAUCAGAUCUGUUCUUCAUCGAUUCAAAAUAUAUACUAAAUUAUAUACAAAUUAUUCCCGAGGGGUUGGGAAUGAUUGUUGAAGAGGAAGAGGGUGUAAUACCUAUAUCAUAAUACUCGUUAAAAACAUAUUAGUGAAAGUCCAUUAUGAGAUAAGUAUAAAAUAAUGUGAAGUAUCAACAAUAAGACUCGAGGCAAUUCACUCGUUAGUUUUGUCUAAUUACAAAAUGAAAAAUAUUUCAAUGUAUGAGUCACGUUUUUCAUAUCAUUACUUAUUUUAUUAUUACCGACAUACCAACAUUUUGCAUCAAAUAAUAAUUACACACGUUAUAUUAUACUACAACAACAAAAUAUAAAAAAAAUAUAAUUUAUAUAAUGAAAUAUAAUAUUAAAAUAAAUAUUCUAGAUAUUUUUAAUUAUAUAUUUUUUUACUUUUCUUACGAACAUGAAAAAUAUAUAUAAAAACUCAAAAA